AUGUCCUCGCUGCCCCGCAACCCGCGCCCAGGGGCCAACGGCUAUUCGAACGGCUACUCCGGCGCCCGCUACGGCCAGCCCGACGGCGACGACUACAGCAGUGUGCGCAGCUAUGGCUCGGACCGGAGCCGCGGUGACCGUCGCCCUGGAGGCUAUGGCGGCUUCGACGACUCGGCCGACUACCAAGAACGCCCCCGCGUCGCGCGUCCCACGAGCAUCGAGCGGAGACGAGAAGUAAGGAGAAGCGGCGAGUUCAACGGCCCUCGAAGCAGAAGCAGGCCGGACUAUGCGCGCGGGGGAAAUGCGAGCAAGCAGAUCGAAGAUGUGUUGGAUCGCAUACAGAAAGAAUGGACAUUCAUGACGGACGAGAAUUGCACCCCGGUCCAAGUCGCUCUCAAACUGCUCGACUCCAGCUCCCUCGGCCUCGCCGGCCGUCAGGACGAGUUCAUGGGCACCAGUGCUGAGCUCCAAACCGCACUGAAGGCCAUUGUCAACGAGCACCAUCAGGGCUUCAACAGCUCCAUCGGUACCUUCCACAAGAUCCAGAACAGCCUGCAACAGUCCCAACAACGCGUGCGGUCGUUGAAGGAAUCCUUGGUCUCCGCAAAGGACAAUCUGUCGACCGCGAAACCGGAGUUGAGGGCCUUCUCCGCCGCGUCGCAGAGCUACGAUGAGAUGCUACAAAUCUUGGGGUCCAUAGAACAGCUCCAACAUGUCCCAGAGAGACUGGAAAUUCGGAUAUCCGAGAAAAGAUUCCUACCUGCGGUAGACGUUCUGCAAGAUGCUUUGAGGUUGAUAAGAAAGUCUGAGAUGGAGAACAUUGGGGCUUUGGGCGAUCUUCGCGUCUAUUUGAGCAACCAGGAACAUUCCAUGUCGGAUGUCCUUAUCGAAGAGCUCCACAACCAUCUUUACCUUAAAUCGCCAUACUGUGAGGAUCGCUGGAAGGUGCACGCCCAAAACCAACCCAAAACCGGAGCCGAUGGCACAAUAGCUGGAAUCGACUCCGGCCGCAAAGCUCUCUACCAAUUUCUGGACGGUCUGGACACCACGGAAGCUUUGGUGGACGACGCUUCGCGUAACCCAGAAGCCGACACGUUCCAUUACAUUCAGGUUAUUCUGGAGGCGCUCAACAAGAUGAGCCGCCUAGACAUCGCCAUCGAAUCGGUCGUUCAGCGUCUGCCCGUAGAGCUCUUCAGAGUUGUUGAAAGGUCCAACACCGAGGUCGCUCAAAGGCACCCAAGCCUGGUCCGCGGGUAUGCUAGCAAUCGAGGCGCAAAGACUAGCAGGUCUUAUGAGAGCGAUGAGACGCGUGCUACGCUUCUGAACGACCUUCUUUGGACACUUUAUGCCAGAUUCGAGGCCAUCGCAGAGAGCCACCGCGUUGUCCAUGAUGUCGUCGCUGGCAUUUCGAAGAGAGAAGGCUUACGGGAAGUUGGAAUGUUGACCAGUACUUUCAGAGAGCUGUGGAAACUGUACCAGAGCGAGAUGCGUUCAUUGCUCCAUGAUUAUUUGUCUACAGACGGCGAACUAGCUUUUCGAUCUGGCCAGGGUGGCGCGCCUAGCGAUAGUCCUUUCUUGAGAACGGCGAGAGACAAGAACAAGAAAAUGUUCAAACUCUCUGAUAUGGAUAUCACGUCCACGGACUUCGCCUCGGAAAGGAACGAUCUGGAGCACAUACUCAAGUCUUCUGUUCCUGGUCUUGUGUCUGAUUCAAAACGUAUCAGCGGGGUGACAACAAACUCCAACAACCAGGGACAAGAUGGCAGUGCCACGGGACAUAAGCUCCUCGUGGAGCCCAGCGUUUUCAACAUGGGAAUAUUGCUCCCUCCUUCGCUAGGGUUCCUCACCCGGUUGAAGGAAGUCGUGCCUCCAGGAUCCGAAGUGGUCACGAGCACACUCACGUCGUUCCUGGACGACUUCCUCGUCAACGUCUUCCACCCGCAACUGGACGAGACUCUCAUGGAUUUGUGCGCCGGGACAUUCAUGGAAGCCGAUACUUUCCAGGAAGAUGCACAAUGGCAACUGCAUUCCAAGAAGCCCAUAUUCAAGGGCACUACCAAAUUCUUCUCUCUGAUCACUGCGUUCUGCAAGAUGCUUGAUAAUCUUCCUCAUGACCAAGCUUUCAGCCAGCUCAUCAUCACUCAGAUGGUGACGUACUACGACAAGUGCUAUGGCUGGUACAAAACGCUGGUGACCCGAGCCCAGGAGAAGAAGCUGAAGGCCUCGGCUGCUUUGAGGGAGAAUCAAGACGUCGCAAAGAAGCUUGCAGCUCUACUGCAGGCAGAUGAUACGAACCGGGACGACGUCCUCAACGAGUCGAUGGAGCUUGUGAUCUCAACGUCAAACUAUCAAUCUUUGAAGGAAGCUGACCUGAUCAACGACCGCAAGAGCGUUGCGGCCUUGUGUCUGCUUUACACCAGCAUGAAGUGGCUGGCGAGCAAAGUGCACAGCCUUCGCCAUAUCAGCGAUCGCGCCACCGACUCAUCGCGACCUGACGGAGGAAGACAACAGCAUAGGCGGCGUUGGACUAAUGUCGGUUCAGCGGAACCACGUGGCGAUGGCAACCCUGUGUUCUUGCCCCUCAACCAGGAGACUGCAGUGGCAUUCGAUGGCGUGGUCAACUCAUACCACGAGCUUGCCGGCAUUAUCCUGCAAACACUACACUUGGAGGUCAGAUGCCACGUCAUGUAUCGCGUGAACCGUCUCUUCCAGGGAUCAUACCGUCUUGACCAGCUAUUCAAUGAACCGGAUGCAGAUGUCCUCAAACUGAACACAGAACUAAGUGAAAUCGACGAGGAAAUUAGCGGCCAGCUUAUGGAACAGCAGCACGACUACAUUACCCAUGGCUUGGGAUCUCUCGCCGAUACCCUUCUCGUCAAGAGCUGCAGCAGAAUAGGACGUAUGAACGAGAACGGUUGUGGACGUAUGCAGCUCAACAUCCUUGUCUUGCAGCAAAACCUCAAGAACAUCGAGGCAGGAGCGGUGUUGAACAAAGCAACCCAAUUCUACAGCAUGUUCACUACAGGGCCAGAGUCGAUCAUGGCAGUGGCCAAGGAGUCCAAGGAAAAGAAAUGCCCCUUCAGUCAUGACGAGCUCAAGGCGCUUGUGGAGCUGUACUACAGCGAGAAUUCGGCGAGUGAGCGACGGGACGUGGCAAUGAAGGCCAAGUCGGGCACAAAUGAUUAUUUGCUGCAGUUGAGCGAGCACAUGUGGACUGAGUAA
Diplodia corticola is the source of this 3222-nucleotide messenger RNA. RefSeq names its product exocyst complex component sec8. The transcript is spliced from 7 exons. The record is from RefSeq and is a predicted model, not a curated record. Gene Ontology annotation, biological process: exocytosis; Golgi to plasma membrane transport. Lineage: Eukaryota; Fungi; Ascomycota; Dothideomycetes; Botryosphaeriales; Botryosphaeriaceae. The coding region runs from base 1 to 3222 and encodes 1073 amino acids. Gene Ontology annotation, cellular component: exocyst.